Naegleria gruberi is the source of this 945-nucleotide messenger RNA. RefSeq names its product transcription initiation factor IIF, beta subunit. The record is from RefSeq and is a predicted model, not a curated record. Gene Ontology annotation, biological process: transcription by RNA polymerase II; transcription initiation at RNA polymerase II promoter. NCBI's taxonomy places the organism in Eukaryota, Heterolobosea, Eutetramitea, Acrasida, Naegleriidae. The transcript has a single exon. Gene Ontology annotation, cellular component: transcription factor TFIIF complex. The coding region runs from base 1 to 903 and encodes 300 amino acids.
AUGAGCGAACAACUUAAGAGAAAGGAACCAAGCAAACCAACAACACCAGCCAAGAGAUACAAAAAACAAUAUAUUCCUUUAGAGGGUAUUGUUGACGCAUCACAAGCCGACAAACAACAAAUUUGGUUGGUAAAAAUACCAGACUUUAUCGAUCUUGAUAAAUACAAGGAUGAGGAAACUAUUGGUUCCGUUAUAAUAGAAAAAAAUACAACAAGUAAUUCGGAAGCCAAAUGUUCACUUCACAUUGAACCUCCUGCAGGAGGAGAAGCACUUACAGUGAGUGACUUUGAUUUAAUAAUGAACAAGAAGAAAACUCCUAUGUAUGUGUUUGGUAUGACUAAACUAACAGAGGAAGAAACACAAGAGAGAGAAAGACUAAGACAAAGGAAAAAAAGUGAACCUCUUUUGGAAUUGAAGUAUAUUGAUGACACUAAAAUUAAUAUUGCUGGACAUAUUGAUCAAUCAUGUAAUGCCGUUGUGAAAUUUGGACAAGCCUAUGGACAAUUAUCUAAAAAUCGUGUAUUACAAUCCAACCAGAAAGAAAAAAAGGCAGUGCAAGUUGCUGAAUCUCAAUCCACCAAAAAGAGCGUUAACCUUUUGGAUGCAUAUAGAGAUGGAAAGAAGGAUGAUACACCUAGAGACAAUCGUGUCAGGGAAGAUGGUGAAAAAAUCAAAGCAAAAAUUUUCUCUCUCUACAAGGAAAGACAAUAUUGGAAAAUGGAAGAACUUGCAAAUAUUACAGACCAACCUACACAACAUGUCAAAACCAUUUUGAGCUCUAUUUGUGUCUACAACAAGUCAGGUGAAUACAAAGGUUACUAUCAAUUAAAACCAGAAUAUGCAAUUGAUGAAUCAAAAAAAAUUGGUACUCACGAUUUGGGAGAAGAAGAAGAAUGGGAAUAGAAUAUUUUGUAAAUAAACUCUUUGUAAACAUUCUCCCAUUAU